GCCACGUCUGCCCAGCAAUGUCCAAGCCGCCGCCUAAACCGGCCAAACCAGGGCAAGUCAAAGUCUUUAGAGCCCUGUAUACAUUUGAGCCCAGAACACCAGAUGAGCUGUACUUUGAAGAAGGGGACAUAAUCUACAUUUCUGAUAUGAGUGACACAAAUUGGUGGAAAGGAACCUGUAAAGGCAGAACUGGACUGAUCCCCAGUAACUAUGUGGCUGAACAAGCAGAAUCAAUUGACAACCCAUUACACGAAGCUGCCAAAAGAGGAAACUUGAGCUGGCUGAGGGAGUGUUUGGAUAACAGAGUUGGUGUCAAUGGAUUAGACAAAGCUGGAAGCACGGCCUUGUAUUGGGCAUGCCAUGGAGGUCAUAAAGACAUAGUAGAAGUGCUACUGACACAGCCAAACAUAGAACUAAACCAGCAGAAUAAACUGGGAGAUACUGCUUUGCAUGCUGCUGCAUGGAAAGGCUAUGCAGAUAUUGUAGAAAUGCUGCUGGCAAAAGAAGCCAGAACAGAUUUAAAAAACAAUGAGAAAAAAUUGGCCUUUGACAUGGCUACUAAUGCCGCAUGUGCUUCCCUGCUUAAAAAGAAAAAAGGACAAGACAUAAUGCGAACAUUAAGUAAUGCAGAGGAAUACCUUGAUGAUGAAGACUCUGAUUGAAUUGCCUUAUACCACGUUAAAAUCUACAAUCUAAAGCCUCCCUCGCCUUCACCUUCCCUAAAAUCCUUUCCCUAUGUAACAACAAAAAUGUACUUUCACAUAUACAAUAAUGAAAUGUUACAAUCAUUGUAAA
Euleptes europaea (tarantolino) is the source of this 795-nucleotide messenger RNA. RefSeq names its product osteoclast stimulating factor 1 (gene OSTF1). The record is from RefSeq and is a predicted model, not a curated record. Lineage: Eukaryota; Metazoa; Chordata; Lepidosauria; Squamata; Sphaerodactylidae. Gene Ontology annotation, biological process: signal transduction. The coding region runs from base 18 to 662 and encodes 214 amino acids. The transcript has 10 exons. Gene Ontology annotation, molecular function: protein binding.